AGUUUAUUUGAUAAGGAAUCGCUCCUAUAUAAAGUGUGAGCCCUUUUAUGAAUGAAAUCGCGUUUGGUGUCAUUCCUCAGAGAUGCCGCCUGGUGACAGCGGAGAGCAAAGCGUCCGAGUUGAAUGUCAAAGCCAGCCCUCCGCCACUCAUUGAGAAGCAAGGGACAGAAGUCACGCUGUGUGCGUUGCGUCCCGGACCAUUGAGCGGGUUGUCUCUACUCCAUGAGACUGAGGCGAUGCAGGAAGGUUCGGAUUCCGGGGAAGACUCCCAGAGCGGGGCUUCUGGCGAAGUUUUGCUCUCUGGGGUCUUCUCCCUCGUCCCCGCUCCGAAGACGAACUGUGUCCUGAGUCUCACCCGCAGCGCGGAACUGCUGGUGCGCCGCCUGGACGCUGCUGAGCCAAGCAGCUCGAUCGCCUCGCUAAGCCUCUCGGAUUGCAUCGGCUGCUACGCUUUCCAGAGAAAAGGCGCUUCGCAGCCGGCGGCCGCCUACUUCUCGGUCUUCUGCUACCCCUUCAAGAAAGGUUGGUGGGACUCGGGGGAAUCCCGGCAGAGAGUGGCCAAGACUUUUUGUGUGUUGGCCUCGCAGGAAGCUGAAGAGAACCGGGGGAUUGCCGAGACCUGGGUUAGGAAAAUCAGGGAGCUCUCCGCCCCCUCCUCUCCCACACUAGAAGGAGCAACCUAUGGGUUACUGUCUCGGCCCUGUCAAGUGAUGGUGAUACUGAAUCCACAGAGUGGAUCAGGCCGGGCACUGCAUCUGUUCAAGUCCCAAGUGCAGCCAAUGCUGAUGGAAGCCAAUAUAGGAUUCACCAUAUUUAUAACUGAGAAGCGCAAGCAUGCUUGGGAUCUGGUGAGGGAGGCGAAUAUGUCCAGGUGGGAUGCCUUGGUCGUUAUGGCUGGGGAUGGUUUGCUAUACGAGGUGAUAAAUGGACUGAUGGAGCGUCCUGACUGGGAAUCUGUUAUCCAGAAGCCACUUUGCAUCCUCCCAGGGGGUUCUGGGAAUGCACUGGCUGCUUCUCUCAAUCACUACUACAGCAAGGGCCAGUUCAUCAAGGAGGAGCUGCUCAUGAACUGCACUUACUUCCUCUGCAAAGGCUUGCACGCUCCCAUGGAUCUUGUGUCCCUGCACACAGCCUCAGGCAAACGACUGUUCUCCUUCCUUAGCUUUGGCUGGGGCUUUGUCUCUGACGUGGACAUUGCCAGCGAGCGAUACCGUAAACUAGGCGGUGCCCGCUUCACUGUGGGCACAUUCCAGCUCCUGACAACACUCCAGGUCUACAAAGGCCGCCUCUCCUACCUUCCCAGUGACGAUCAAAGCCCCUCCUCUGACUCUUCGUCCUCUGCAGAGGAACCAAGCAGCCUGUCAGUACAGCAUGCCGCCCAAGUCUCCUUCAGCAGCAAGAAGUCGCUUUACAGUCUUGCUCCGUCUGUCUCUGCACCUUCCAGUGAGAGCUCUGUGCUCGAGGACUCCUUGUUGGUACCCUUUGAGCAACCAGUUCCCAAAUACUGGACUGUAGUGCCCGAGGAGGAGUUUGUUUCUGUUAUUGGCAUCCAACACUCCCACGUGGGGGCAGACUUCAUUUUAGCCCCCAAAGCCAAGCUGUACGAUGAUGCUAUCCACCUCUUCUAUGUGACCGCUGGGGUCUCCAGGCUGGCAAUGGUCAAGUUUUUCAUGGCCAUGGAGAAAGGGACACACCUGGCUCUCAACAACCCCCAUCUCCACUAUGUGCCUGUGAAAGCCUUUCGGCUUGAACCUCUUGUGUGCAAGGGCUCCAUGACGGUGGAUGGAGAAGUGUUGGCAUGUGAGCCGGUGCAAGGUCAAGUGCACAGACGGCUUACCCGUAUUAUCAGCAGCACAUGAAGGAACUGGAGACCUCUGAGGGCAGGGGGAUGUUGGCAAUAAAGGGCUUUGUAGCAUGGGAAGUUGAAGGGAUCCCAAAUACUGCAUCUAUUGAAGAGAUCAACACUGUCUCUACUAGGGAUAAUUCUUGGCUUGCAGAGCAAUUGUUUAAUUACAGUAUGAAUAAUGGGUGAGCCAAUCCUCUGAUAGACUCUCACUUUCUUUCCCAUUUGUAGCAGAAAAUGCAGCUUUGGCCUUCCUGCUCUGCAUUGCCCCAGGGGAGACUCCAAAUUAAAAGUAAAGUCUGCUGUGUCUUUCUGUCCAACAUCAAACCUUUCAAGCACAGCAACUGCAACUGAAGCCAAGAACAGGAUGUCAUCCCAAUGCAGUGGCAACGUGAAUAAAAAUGGCUCAAUCCCAUGCUACUUUUAGGACCAGUAUUAAUCCUCCUGUAAACUUUUUUUAAAAUACACACACACAGCCCACAUACCCCCAAAGUUGUAUGUAAUACCAGAUUAUAUUCUUAUGGAAAGGUGAAAUCAAGAUCUACUUUUUUUGAAAAUUAAAUUUAAAUUCAAAAUGA
Messenger RNA from Rhineura floridana, 2421 nucleotides. It is a transcript of the gene SPHK1, whose product is annotated as sphingosine kinase 1. The transcript is spliced from 5 exons. NCBI's taxonomy places the organism in Eukaryota, Metazoa, Chordata, Lepidosauria, Squamata, Rhineuridae. The coding region runs from base 48 to 1859 and encodes 603 amino acids. The record is from RefSeq and is a predicted model, not a curated record. Gene Ontology annotation, cellular component: membrane; cytoplasm; intracellular membrane-bounded organelle. Gene Ontology annotation, biological process: negative regulation of apoptotic process; cellular response to growth factor stimulus; sphingosine biosynthetic process.